Oncorhynchus tshawytscha (Chinook salmon) is the source of this 1468-nucleotide messenger RNA. RefSeq names its product glucose-6-phosphatase catalytic subunit 3 (gene g6pc3). Gene Ontology annotation, cellular component: membrane. Bases 141 to 1160 code for a protein of 339 amino acids. Lineage: Eukaryota; Metazoa; Chordata; Actinopteri; Salmoniformes; Salmonidae. Gene Ontology annotation, molecular function: glucose-6-phosphatase activity. Gene Ontology annotation, biological process: glucose 6-phosphate metabolic process; gluconeogenesis. The transcript is spliced from 6 exons. The record is from RefSeq and is a predicted model, not a curated record.
UCCCAUUCCUCCCCCUGUUGUCAAGAUUCAGAAAUGCUUCUGCUGCAAAAUAUUUCUGUCCCGACUAUCACGCCAUCAACCAGAAUAUCGUCACAAUAUCAUCUUAUUUGGAUCCGUGAUAUUGUGUAUUCACUUUAAUUAUGGAGGCCAUACACACCCAAGGUAUUUGGAUUGCUGAAGCACUUCAGCAAAGAACGAAGAGCCAAGACAAACUUUGGUUGAUUGCCACUCACAUUGGGGAUCCCAAAGCUGCCUUCCUUCUCGUGUUCCCCUUGACUUACUUUCUCAACCGACGGACUGGAUUUGCAGUUGUCUGGGUGGCUGCUAUUUCGGAGUGGCUUAAUCUAGUGUUCAAAUGGAUGCUCUUUGGGGAGAGACCAUUCUGGUGGAUUGGAGAAUCCCGUUUAUUUGAGAAAAACCCUCCCAAACUCCAACAGUUUGCCUCAACUUGUGAAACAGGUCCAGGCAGUCCAUCUGGUCAUGCAAUGGUAACAGCAGCAGUGUGGUGGGUGAUGGCCUCAUCCCUGGGUUCUCUUCUCUACUCCUACACACGCAGCAUGUUGCUAUCAGCGGUUCCAUAUGUGCUGUAUCUGCUGGGGUUAGUGGCAGUUGGCUUCUCUCGCAUCUUCAUCCUGGCACACUUCCCCCAUCAGGUCAUAGCUGGCUCUUUGACAGGCUUCAUUCUUGGGGUAGUUCUGAGCCGUCAGGUUCCAGAAGGUCGCCCUCUGGUGUUUUUUGUGAGUUCCAGCAUUGGGCUACUCCUCAGUGCUUUCCUAAUCCACUCAGGACUGACAUGGCUGGGCUUCGACUUGUCCUGGUCCAUUGCGUUGGCUAAGAAGUGGUGCUCCCAUUCAGAGUGGAUUCGGCUGGACACAGCCCCGUUUUCCUCACUAACACGGGACUGUGGUGCUAUCCUGGGCUUGGGGCUGGCCCAGUACUGGAAGCCAGGUGGGUACACUCUCCCCUGUGCUCCACGUGCCCUGUGUCUGGCCCUCUGCUCCAUGGCUCUCUACCAUGUCCAUCGACUGCCUCUACCAAUCCAACCACAGCCCCUCUUCUACUUCCUCUUCUUUAUCAAGUUUACCAUCGUGCCCCAGGUGGUCAUGAUUUAUGUACCUGGCUUUGUACACCUCCUUACACACAAAAAGAAAAAUGAUUAAAAUGACACAUUCCUCGGAAGUUCAACUCUGGACACUGAGAGAAAAGUUUCUUUAGGUACUUUUCUUUUCAUACACACUCCUGUAUAAAUGGGGAAAUUGAUGGCAAUAUGGGUGUUGACUUCUAAGGAAGUUGUCAGACAAAUGCUGAAUGGCAAUUUUUCUGCUGAUGAUUGAAGAUUGUAUCAUGCCCAUUUGCAGGAUAUACAGUUGAAGUUGGAAGUUUACAUAUACCUUAACCAAAUACAUUUAAACUCAGUUUUUCCACAAUUCCUGACAUUUAAUCCUAGUAAAAAAUUCCCAGUUUUAGG